Messenger RNA from Callorhinchus milii (elephant shark), 4308 nucleotides. It is a transcript of the gene dipk2ab, whose product is annotated as divergent protein kinase domain 2Ab. NCBI's taxonomy places the organism in Eukaryota, Metazoa, Chordata, Chondrichthyes, Chimaeriformes, Callorhinchidae. The transcript has 4 exons. The coding region runs from base 1173 to 2462 and encodes 429 amino acids. The record is from RefSeq and is a predicted model, not a curated record.
AGAAAGAAAGAGAGAGAGAGAAGGGAAAAAAAAAUCUCCACGCGAAAAAAAAAAGGCGCCUUGGAGGGAAUUUAUAAAAGUAAUUCAAACGAGAAAGAGGGCGAGAAGAGACCCCGCAGCCGCCCCCGUCGGCGCCGAAGUUUCUGUCACAAGAACUUAUUGACUUGGUCUGGUCUUCUGCCCCUUCUAGUAGUAACUGUGCGUUUGUUUGUUUGUUUGUGUGGUGGUGGUGGUUGUUGGGAGAGCGGUGGCUUCGCCUUGGGGUUGUGGGAGUUGGACACGGACGGGGAUGGUUGGGCUCUCCAUUGCCGCUUGAAUGAUAAGAGUUGGAGCUUUUUAUACACAGUUCUAUAUAUAUAUAUAUAUGUGUGUAUUUAUAUACACACACACACACAAUAUAUACAGUGUAUGAUAUGAACUCAACCCGGAUUUUGAGGGGAGAUUGAGGAGAAGGAUCGAAAGGAACCUCGGAAAGCUCACUCGCUCGGGUUUAAACGCCCUCUCACCGGGAGCGCGGGGCCGGGACACGCCGCCACAACAAAAGGCGAAGCGAAGCGAAGCGAAGCGGUGGUCCGAUGCCGCCUCCAAACGUCUGAGCUGCCGAGCGAGUUCUUCGUGUGGGGGGAAGAAGAGAAGUUUGCUCGUUAAGGCGGCGGCGGGAGAAUUUUGCACGGCGUCAACGGCAAGGCGAGGAACAUAGCGCCGACCAGAAAGGGAGAGAGAAAGGGAGAGAGAGACCGAGAGAUCACUUUUGUGCUCCCAAGAGUGCGACACGAUCCGGAGAAACUCUUUUGUGGGGGGAAAAAAAAACCCUCCUCGUUCGAGAGAUGGAGCCCUGUGUCUGAAGAAACACGGUUUUAAACCGACUGACUACGCUAUCCUCGCACGUCUGCGUGUUUGUUUUCUGCCCAUCUUUUGACUUGUGUCGAGGAAGUCACUAAGGCUUAGUGAGGUUAAUCUACAGUACAGUAUGUUCCUUGGACAAACUUGAAGAGAGCUGGAGAAAAUGGGACAUAUGAUUCAUGAAGCUACUGUGUUUACUAAUGGUCACUCAUAUAUGCUUGCCAUUUAAAAAAUCUAAACCGGAUAUGUAAGGGAAUGAUAUUUGUUGACGUGGACUCAAAGACUUACUGGGUGUGUAUCAAUAGAAUUUAAAAAUCAAAGGCAAAAUCAUGUGGCGAUUGCUUACCCUGAAGUUUGGUCGCAUGUAUCGUUGCCUGAAGUUCCUGUUUGUGGUGAGUCUUUUGGUUUUUAUGUUGAUGAAUACGCAUUCAUUGUUUGCCUCAUUUCAAAAGAAUGAGCUUGUGGAUCGUCGUUUCAUCCACCUCAAUAAAUGCCCAGCCUGCUUUGGUACUAGCUGGUGUCGUAAGUUUAUGAAUGGCCAAAUUAACUUUGAGGCCUGGGGUCGUUUGCGAUUCCUAGACUUCUUGAAUGUAAAAAAUGUCUACUUUGCUCAGUACGGAGAACCACGAGAAGGUACAAGACGCAUUGUUCUCAAGCGAUUGGGUUCAAACCAGGAACUGGCUGAGAUGGACCAAAAGCUGUGCAAACGGGCUACAGGCCGUCCACGUUGUGAUGUUACACAGGCAAUUUACAAGACUCAGUUUGCUCGUUUAAAUGGAGAUGUCCGGUUACUAACCCCAGAUGUUGUGGAAGGAUGGUCAGAUUUAGUGCAUUGUCCAUCACAAAGACUCCUCGAUCGAAUAGUGCGCAGAUAUGCUGAAACUAAGGAUUCUGGCAGCUUUUUACUGAAGAAUUUAAAAGACUCUGAACGGAUGCAGCUGCUGUUGACACUGUCUUUUAAUCCAGAGCCUCUUGUUCUGCAGAGUUUUCCAUCAGAUGAAGGAUGGCCCUUUGCAAAGUAUCUUGGAGCUUGUGGGAGAAUGGUGGCUGUAAAUUAUGUAGGCAAUGAACUUUGGAAUUACUACAACUCACCUUGGGAAAAGCGAAUGGACCUAGCCUGGCAGUUACUGGAAAUCGCUGAACAGCUAACCAACAACGAUUUUGAAUUUGCCCUCUACCUCCUGGACGUCAGCUUUGACAACUUUGCAGUGGGACCUCGGGACGGAAGAGUCAUCAUCAUUGACGCUGAAAACAUCAUUGUGGCAGACAAGAGGUUAAUCAAACAAAAUAGGCCUGAAAACUGGGACACUUGGUACGAGAACAAGUUCGAUGACUGUGGGAAGGAGGCCUGCCUGUCGUUUUCGAAAGACGUGUUGUGUUCCCGUGUUACAGCAGACCACAACUAUUAUGCCAUCUGUCAGAACCUGCUCUCCAGGUACGCCACCUGGCGUGGCACAACCGGAGGACUUCUGCAUGAUCCACCUUCAGAAAUUAUCAAGGAUGGCAGGUUGGAGGCUUUAGUAGAAGAGUGUGCUAACCCGAAGAGGGAGUAUGGUCGAUUCCAGGCAGCCAGAGAAUUGCGGGAGUACCUCGCAAAAGUGAACAAUCGUGUAAGGUAGCUGCAACCUGGCUUGUUUUCUCCAUACAGAUGUAGAAUGCAGCUUGACGUUGCGGCUGAGUUGAACAUGAGAAUUGUUAGAAUGUAAAAUAAUCUCGAACUAAACUACACGGAUGUGGUACUGUAUGCCAUGACAGUUGGUUGAAUUGCAAUCCUCCACGCUUGGAAUGACAAUGGACAUCUGCAAACAAAUAUGUUACUGAUUAGAGUUUGAGCUAUUAUUGACUUCAUCUCUGAUUGCCUGACGGGUAGGUCACUGAAGAUUAAGGUGGCUGGCGAUAAUGGACUGUGACAGGCUUAUUGAUUCCACACGUUCAAAGGGCAAUUGACAUAACAUGGCAUUAGCAUUACAGUUUGUGAGGAUGAUGCCUUUAGUAAGGAAAUGUUGCAUAACUUGAGAGCCUGUUUAAAGGCUUUAACUUACUGAUGUAUUGUGUUUCUAUAUUUUGAAUAAGGAAAACAUUAAAAAAGUUUGCUAAAAAUAAUGUACUGCCGUCAAAUCAAACAUGUAACUUUUGAUAAUCUUUUCCCAUACUGUGUUUCACAUACGUGAACAUGUUUCCAAUUUGUUAUUUGUUACCCGAAGCACUGAGAAAACAUGGCAUUAGGUUUACACUGUCCAAAACCUUAAACCACUUCCUUGUCAGUGUUAAACAAUAAUUUCACGUUCUUCAAAGGGGCGGAAAAAGACCAUUAUUUUUAUUAAGUAACACAUCUGAGUGCAAUAGUGGACCUGAAGUUAAUUUAUUUCAAUGCAACACAAAAAAAAGCUGCGAUAAUCAUUCUGGAUAUGUGGGUUGUUAUUUCUAUAAAAUCAGGUUCACUAUUUUACUGGGAUUUCUUAAGCCUCCUUUGGGAGGAGUUGGACAUGCAAAUUCUAGCAUUUGAGCAUAUACCAAAGAAUAAUUAUGGUUAGACAUUUGCCCUUAUCUUGGUAGAAUCAAAACCUAUUUAUUAUUCUAACCACACUCAGCCUACAACAAGGAGCUAUCUAAUAUUAAAAUGAAAUGCCUAACACUGGGGUAAGGUUUUUGGUCAUAAGUUUACAUUUGCCACAUGUACAGGACUGGUUAUAUUUUUCAUUGGACUUUUUUUUCAGUUGCUUCAGUUGCUCCCUCCUAUGUAUUAUAUGUUGGUACUGUAUCGUAUGUUGAAGUCAGGCUAGGGUAAUGUCCUCUCUCCCCAACCGGUUUUAGACCCCAAAUACAUUCAUUUGUUUCCGUUUCAAACUAAAUUGGCGUGUGUGUGCGAGCGUUUGGCACAUUAAACAAAAAGCUAGCUGUUUGUGUGGAAAUGGAGUGGAAAAUCUGCUUUUGCUGCUGAUUAGCUGAAUCGCAGCUGCAUUGCCAUUGGCAACUCCUUCAUGCUUGUGGCUCAACCUGGAUAAAUGUUAAGAUGUUCCCCCAUCAAGUAAUUUUGUGGCUUUAAUCUCCAUUUAAAUCACGCUGAUGCUUUUAAUUCUAAAACUAGCUUGGACGGGUUUAAUUGAAGGGGAGGAAAUGCUGCGACAACACAACUAAGUAGUAGAAAGCAAUAGUGUAUCUCCUUUCCUUUUUAAUUUAUCAGAAGCUGACAUGAGCAAUGAUCUGUUUAUUGGUACAAUGGUUCUGUAAUUUCUACUGUAUAUUAGAACUUGUUAGUGAUAAUCCAGUGUUCUCCACAGAUAUUCCAAAUAGGAUUUUUGGAGGUUUGUAUAUGCUGGGAAAUUGCUAUCUGGCUUUUUUUUGUAAGUUUUCAUUUACUUUUGACAUUUAUCAAAACUGUCUAACUCACUGUGCCUUUCAUUCAAAAGUUGUCUCUACAACUUAAAGUGGAUUCAUAUAAUAAAACUUUACUUAUUAAUGUUC